AUGGCUUUCCCCGCCGCCGGUCGUCACCGCCCACAGCAAAUGUUUGCCAUGCAGCGCCGUGCCGCCAUGACCGUAAGCCCAGCCGUGGGAGAAAACUUUAUCGAUCCAAAGUUUGAGGAGCGGAGGAAUGCUGUACCACUGCAUCG
Messenger RNA from Auanema sp. JU1783, 146 nucleotides. Lineage: Eukaryota; Metazoa; Nematoda; Chromadorea; Rhabditida; Rhabditidae. The record is from the annotation of a GenBank genome assembly.